AUGCCCUCAUCCUCAGAGUACCCCAAGUUUCUAGGCGUGCAGGGCAAGCCUCUGGAAUGGACUCUUACAGCUAUCCUCACCUUCGGCUUUGUGCUCGUUGGUUACGACCAAGGUGUCAUGUCUGGCGUGAUCACAUCACCCCAGUGGCUUGCCGUUUUUCCCAAGGUCAACAAUAACGCUAAUCUUCUCGGCUUCACUGUUGCUAUUUACGACAUCGGGACGACACUCGGAGCAGUGACGAUGAUAUUUUUGGGGGACAAGAUCGGUCGUAAGAGAUCAUGUCUGACAGGAGGAGCCGGCGUGAUCCUCGGGGUUGUCAUUCAGGUUACUGCAAUGCCCUCUUCUUCGGUUAACGGGAGGUUUGCACAAUUUCUGAUCGGAAGGACCAUCACUGGCUGGGGUAAUGGAAUCAAUAUGGCGUCGAUGCCUGUGUGGCAGUCUGAGCUGUCGCAUGCCAGUCGCGGGAUGUUGGUCUGUCUUUCGACAGGUCUCAUUGCGACAGGAACGAUGUUCUCCUACUGGCUCAACUACGGCAUUCAGAACUACACAAGCUCUAUCACAUGGAGAUUUCCCAUCGCCUUUCAAAUCGUGUUCUGUCUCAUCUACUUCAUUGGCACCUUCUUCCUCCCCGAGUCUCCUCGCUGGCUGUGCAAGUUAGACCGUAUCGAAGAUGCCACCAGAUCCAUGGCUGCCAUCAAUAAGGAAAGACUUGAUGGUCCCAAAACCAAAGAAGACAUUCGCGGGAUCCUCGAUUCGAUUGCUAUUGAGCAAUCUGCUGAAGGGUCCAAGUUCAAAAUCUCGGACAUGUGGACUGGAGGCCCUUCGCAACAUCGUCGACGUAUGUUGAUCGGCAUCUCAUCGCAAUUCUUCCAGCAAAUUACAGGUUGCAAUGCUGUGAUCUACUACUCGCCCAUUCUAUUCUUGAACGCACUGCAUACCUCGCGGCACUUUUCGCAGCUCAUCGGUGGCAUCGACAUGAUAGUCUACGCGUUGUUUGCUUUGCUGUCUUUCUGGACAGUGGAGUCCGUUGGCCGAAGGAAGGUGUUUUUGAUUGGCACAACUGGACAGAUGGUCUCCAUGAUUAUCACGUUCGCUUGCCUCAUCCCUGGUACACCGGGUCCAGCCAAAGGAGCAGCGUUUGGUCUGUUCCUGUACAUCGCCUUCUUUGGUCCGUCAUACUUGACGGUGCCAUGGCUAUAUGCAGCUGAAAUCAACCCAAUCCGGAUUCGCGCCAAAGGUGCUGCUGCCGCCAACAUCGUCAACUGGCUCAUCAACUUUCUCGUUGUGAUGGUGACGCCAAUCAUGAUCCAAAACAUCGGCUGGGGAACAUAUUUGUUCUUCGCAGCCGUCAAUGCUGCCGCUCUGCCUUUCAUCUAUUUCUUUUACCCCGAGACAAGCCAACGCUCGCUCGAAGAGAUUGACUUCAUCUUCGCCAAAGGCUAUAUCGAGAAUAGGUCAUACGUCAAAGUCGCCAAGGAGAUGCCUCGUCUUACCAACGAGGAUAUGGAGAAUCUUGCCGAGGAGUAUGGUUUGACCGACGCCAAGAUGAAGAUGCAGGGCGCGGUCGGUGCGAAGGAGACGGCAAAGGAUAUCCAGAUGGAGGAGAAGCAACUUUGA
Zasmidium cellare ATCC 36951 is the source of this 1617-nucleotide messenger RNA. RefSeq lists its product as uncharacterized. Gene Ontology annotation, molecular function: carbohydrate:proton symporter activity. Gene Ontology annotation, cellular component: membrane. Bases 1 to 1617 code for a protein of 538 amino acids. Gene Ontology annotation, biological process: carbohydrate transport; transmembrane transport. Lineage: Eukaryota; Fungi; Ascomycota; Dothideomycetes; Mycosphaerellales; Mycosphaerellaceae. The transcript is spliced from 8 exons. The record is from RefSeq and is a predicted model, not a curated record.